Drosophila busckii is the source of this 1278-nucleotide messenger RNA. RefSeq lists its product as uncharacterized. The transcript is spliced from 3 exons. The coding region runs from base 50 to 664 and encodes 204 amino acids. NCBI's taxonomy places the organism in Eukaryota, Metazoa, Arthropoda, Insecta, Diptera, Drosophilidae. The record is from RefSeq and is a predicted model, not a curated record.
CUUUUUGGCGAAACAGCUGUUUAUCAACAAGCUGUGAAAACGUUUAGCAAUGGAAGAUGAUACGGAAACUGAUUCUAAAACAAAUAUAAAGAAAGCUGAUACGGUAAGCAUACACACAAAGCGUACAGUGCUGGCAUAUUUGAAAGAGCACGGCUGCACAAGCGCUACUCUGGAAGCAACAGCGCGCGCCCGGCGGCAGGAUCCCAAAGAAGUCAUAGACUAUGUAUGCCGCAGCUAUGAGCAGGCGGAACAGCGUGUGAACGAGGAGUGUGAAACGGAUAGCUUUGUCAGCAUAAUUCAAUGGCUGCAGCUAAUGAAAAAAGCGAAGCUACCUGAACGUUGUCACUACGAGCAAGCGUACGCGUUGAAUGCCAUAGUGCACCAUGAAGCACACCCAGAGCCAGCAGAACUGGGUGGUAUUAAUAUGCGCGAGGCCUACAGCUUUCUGGAGAACGCUUUAACGGGACACCCACAAAAGAAACUGGACGCAGCCACGAGUCGGUUUCUGUUGCACGAAUUCGAGUUGCUGAUAGAUGAGGCCAACAACGAAGAGUCGGAGGAUGAAGCGCGAAAAAUGGCUGAAAAAUUAAUAGAUCGAGAGCAUUACGAUUAUGCAGAAAGACCAGACAAAGCGAGCUUCGAUCCAUUCCUUCUAGAUGAUUAGCAAUAAAGUUAGUUAAACAAGACGCCUCAUUUCCACACAUAUUUAUUAAACAUUUAAAUUCAAUUGUUUGUUAAAUUGUACGCGUACAUUGUCACUUCGCUUAAAACUGUCGAAAGCUUAUGGCUCAAUCUUUCUUGCUACUUAGCUUGUAUAGAGACUCUCUGUCCAGCACUGUGUCGUCACCUUCACCGUACGUAUUUUUAGUUAAUUACAUACAUAAUUUCAUAAGAUACAAUUACUAAGUAUAUUAACAGUUUUGUUAGCACAUUUAAAAGUCUAAAAAAGAGAGGGAGGGGUUGGGCACAAUUACUCGAAGUAGAAGUAGGUAGAGUGUAUAUAAGGUUUAUCUAGCUGGCUUGAUUUCCACUGAUUGUUUUUUUCGAAUAAGUUUCUUGUUGUUGCCAAAAAAUUGUAUUGCAUAGACUAGAGUAUAGCGUAAAGAUUUACAAGUAAAUUGUUUAAAACGUUCAUAGGCAUUUAAAAAGAGAGUUGAGUGUUGCUUCGACUCGCAUAAGCAUCACAAUAGAUCACAAGAGACAGAGUUGAUUUUUUUUGUUUUGCUUCUAGGUGUUGCACAUACAAAAAGAACAACAAAAAGAUUAUACAUAUACAUA